This is a messenger RNA of Entamoeba invadens IP1, 462 nucleotides long. Its product is annotated as heat shock protein, putative. Gene Ontology annotation, cellular component: cytoplasm. The record is from RefSeq and is a predicted model, not a curated record. Lineage: Eukaryota; Evosea; Mastigamoebida; Endamoebidae. Gene Ontology annotation, molecular function: misfolded protein binding; ATP binding; heat shock protein binding. Gene Ontology annotation, biological process: cellular response to unfolded protein; protein refolding. The coding region runs from base 1 to 462 and encodes 153 amino acids. The transcript has a single exon.
AUGGUGCUGAAUAAGUAUAAUAAUACAGCAGAGGCGUUUGUUGGUAAGAAAGUCAACAACGCAGUCAUCACAUUUCCGGUUUAUUUCAAUGACUCACAGCGACAGGCAACAAAGAACGCGGGCACUAUUGCAGGCAUCAAUGUGCUCGGAAUCAUUAUUGAGCCAACAGCAGCAAUAGCAUAUGGACAAGACAAGAAAACAGAGAGAGAAAAGAACUUGAUCUUUGAUUUUGAAUUUGGAACAUUUGAUAUGUCACUUAUUGCUAUUGAUUAUGGUAUCUUUGAAGUUGAGGCAACAGACGGCAACACACACAUUGGUAUUAAAGACUUUGAUAACAGAAUGGUCAACCACUUCAUUACUGAGUUCAAGAGAAAGUACAAAAAGAUAAAUCGAGUAAUGCACGAGAAGUCAAAAGACAAAGAACAUCACGUAAAAGGGCAAAGCGAACACUAUCAUCUGUAG